This is a messenger RNA of Erinaceus europaeus (western European hedgehog), 1138 nucleotides long. Its product is annotated as serine protease 48. Gene Ontology annotation, biological process: proteolysis. Gene Ontology annotation, molecular function: serine-type endopeptidase activity. The record is from RefSeq and is a predicted model, not a curated record. NCBI's taxonomy places the organism in Eukaryota, Metazoa, Chordata, Mammalia, Eulipotyphla, Erinaceidae.
UUGCCUUUCUUCUCUGACUGCUUCCCAGCGGGCGGGGCCUCUCCCUGCAGUCCUGAAGAAAGCAAGAAGUGUUGAUUCUGAGACAGGAAACAUGGGCCCUGCUAAGGGCAUCUUCCUACUGUACCUACUGCUGGGGUAUUGCUCUUCAUGCAGAAAAGAUCUGCAAUCAGUGUGUGGACGACCUAUACAGUGGAGCCGGAUUGUGGGAGGCCAGAACGCUGAUGAGGGCCGCUGGCCCUGGCAGGUCAGCUUGCGCUUCCUCAACAGGCAUGUCUGUGGAGGCACCCUUGUCAGUGAGCGGUGGGUACUGACAGCAGCACACUGUCUGAAAUUUACCUGGGCUCCGUCCUACUACAGUGUAUGGCUGGGAUCAAGAAAUAUAAGCAAUUCAGAAGGCCAAGAGUUUAAAGUGAAGAAACUGGUCACACAUCCCAGUUACGAUGAUUCAAUGGCAGAUAUUGCCUUAUUGAAACUGUCCUCUAAUGUCACUUUCACUUCUUUAGCUGUGCCCAUCUGCUUGCCCUGUGUUUUAAAGAACUUAACAAUUCCACAUACUUGCUGGGCAACUGGAUGGGGGAAACUUACAAAUACUUUAGCUGAAGUUGACUAUCCUUCCAUCCUCCAUGAAGUAGAAUUACCCAUAGUUGACAAACGGGAAUGUGAAAAACGCUACAAUCCACUUGGCUUCUUGUUAAACUUAGAGCCAGUUAUCCAGGAUGACAAUAUUUGCGCUGGUGGAAAAACGAAGGAUACUUGCCAGGGUGAUUCCGGAGGGCCUCUGUCAUGCCACAUUGAUGGGAAAUGGUUCCAGAUAGGAGUGGUAAGCUGGGGAAAAGACUGUGGUACUUCUUUUCCUGGAGUCUACACCAGUGUGAUCUACUACCAAAAAUGGAUUGCCUCCACCUUCGCAAGAGCUGAGAUCUUGGGUAUCAACCAUCUGAACUUGCUACUCCCUAUUGUACUGCCUUCACUGGCUCUCCUAGUACCUUCCUGUGCCACUGGACCUAACAUCUUAAGGAGAAUAGGCAGUAUAGCAAAAGCUGCUGGCCAAGUAGAAGGGCAGGAAGAUAAUACAUGAAGGAAAAAAAAGCCUCAUGAUGAAUUUCUGGGUGAAUUUCAUUAAAAUAAUUUAAAAUGA